CCACUGCCUCAACGCAUCACAGAGCCGCACUUGACAGCUUGCCAGGUUAGAGGGGGGGUGGGGGGAAACACACCAUUCAAGGGAGGAAACCAGACCUGCUGAAUUUCCAGCAGCCAGCCGUCAUCCGCAUCCAACAACCCCGAGGUAGAGGGUUUCCCGCAGCCUCUCUCUCUCUCUCUCUCUCUCUCUCUCUCUCUCUCUCUCUCUCUCUCCAUCGACAUCAUCAUUUUUUUAUUUUUUUUUGUGGAUUAAUCAGGUUCCUGUUCUAACGCACAGAUGACAGCGUAACCGGGGCAGCAAGCUGUUAGGAAACCAAACACAGCCGCUUUGUUGAAUAGGAUCUGUUGUGACUGGACAUGAAUUCGGCGGAACAGACGGUUACAUGGUUGAUUACGCUCGGGGUGCUGGAAUCGCCGAAGAAGACCAUCUCGGAUCCUGAAGCGUUUCUGCAGACCUCCCUGAAAGAUGGGGUGGUCUUGUGUCGGCUGCUGGAGCGGCUCAGCCCGGGGUCCACGGAGAAAAUUUACCAAGAACCGAAAAACGACGGCGAGUGCCUGCACAACAUAAAGGAGUUUCUCAAGGGCUGCACAUCAUUUCGCGUCGAGCCGUUUGAGGCCAGUGACCUGCUGCUCGGACUGAACUUCUCAAAGGUGCUGAGCAGUCUGGUUGCCCUGAAUAAAGUGACAGCAGAUAUCGGCGUGGGCAGUGAUUCAGUGUGCGCCCGGCACUCUUCAGCCCAUCGCAUCAAGUCGUUUGAGUCGCUGUCCUGUCAGGCUUCACUGGGCCGAUCCUCUAAGCUGCUGCAGAACCAGUUUCGCAGUCUGGACAUGUCAGAAAACAGUGGACAGCAGCUGCUGGUGAGGGCACGUUUCAACUUCCAGCAGACUAAUGAGGAUGAGCUCACCUUUGCCAAGGGUGACAUCAUCGGUGUGACUCGUCAGGAGGACGGUGGCUGGUGGGAGGGGACGCUUAAUGGCAAAACUGGGUGGUUUCCUAGCAACUAUGUCCGUGAGAUCAAAGGCUCUGACAAGCAAGUGUCACCCAAGUCCGGCACUCUCAAGAGUCCCCCUAAAGGCUUUGACACUUCUGCAAUCAGCAAGACGUACUACAACUUGGUUUUGCAGAACAUUUUAGAAACGGAGACGGAAUAUUCUAAAGACCUCCAGAGCCUCCUGACAAACUACCUGCGACCUCUUCAGAGCAUUGACCAACUGAGCAGCUCAGACGUGGCUUUGAUUCUGGGCAACCUUGAAGAGAUCAGCACCUUCCAGCAGAUGCUCGUCCAAUCACUGGAGGAGUGCACCAAGCUUCCAGAGAGCUCGCAGAGGGUGGGAGGCUUCUUCCUCAACCUCAUGCCACAGAUGAAGGCUCUUUAUGCCGGUUACUGCUCCAACCACCCCUCUGCAGUGAAUGUGCUCACCCAGCACGGUGAGAUAUUGGGGGAGUUUAUGGAGGGGAGGGGUGCAGUCAGUCCUGGGAUCCUCACCCUGACCACAGGCCUCAGUAAACCCUUUAUGAGACUCGACAAAUACCCCAACUUACUCAAAGAGCUGGAGAGGCACAUGGAGGAGAUUCAUCCUGACCGGCCAGACAUUCAGAAGUGCAUGGCGUCUUUCAAAAAUCUCUCUGCUCAGUGCCAGGAAGUGCGUAAGCGUAAGGAACUGGAGCUGCAGAUCCUCACCGAAUCCAUCCGGCUGUGGGAGGGGGACGACAUAAAGACCCUGGGCUCUGUGCUUUACAUGAGCCAGGUCUUAGUCCAGAGUCCUGGCUCAGAGGAGAAGAGUGAGCGUUACCUCAUGCUCUUCCCUCACGUCCUCCUUAUGUUGUCUGCCAGCCCCAGGAUGAGUGGCUUCAUAUUCCAGGGAAAAUUGCCCCUGGCCAGCAUGACAGUGACCAAACUAGAAGACUGUGAAGCCCAUAAAAACGCCUUUGAGCUCAAUGGCCCAAUGUUUGACCGUCUCCAGGUGGUGUGUGCCCACCAGCAGGACCUGCAGGACUGGGUGGAACACCUGACCAGACAGAUCAAACACACUGCAGCCACAGCACCCAGCCACAAACCACUCACUGUUCCCUGCCACACGCUCCCAUCUCACCCUCUCACCCCAUCCCGACAUGCUGAGGGGAGGGCCAUGACAGUGGCUCCCACCUACCACACACUGCCUCACCCCUCCUCCCAUGGGACAUCUCUUUCCAGUACUAUGAUGUGGGGCCCAUUGGAACCACCGAACACCCCCAAACCCUGGAGCCUGAGCUGUCUGCGGCCUGCACCCCCUUUACGACCCUCUGCCGCCCUCUGCUACAAGGAAGAUCUUAGUAAAAGUCCUAAGAGUGUGAAGAAACUCCUUCCUAAGCGCAAGCCUGAGAGGAAGCAGUCUGAGGAGGAAUUUGCCUUGAGGAAGAGUACAGCUGCACUGGAAGAAGAUGCCCAGAUCCUGAAAGUUAUUGAGGCAUACUGCACCAGCGCCAAAACCAGGCAGACUCUCAACUCCACCUGGCAGGGCACUGACCUGAUGCACAACCACGUGCUGGCUGAUGUGGACCGGUCCUGUAUGGACUCGCCGGGCCGCCGUAGCAGCGUGUCACGGCCAGAAUUGUCCUCUGAUCUUUCGGAGGACUCUGACUAUGACUCCAUCUGGACCACCCACAGUUACAGGAUGGGUUCAGUGCCGCGUAAGAGCUGCAUCUCUCACCAGAACUAAAGAACGUACAGUACUGCCACGCUGUACUGUAAUGUAACGUACAGCGCGCUUACCUCUUUUACCUUCAAUGUAUUAAAAGAUUUUUUUUAUUUAUGUAUUUAUUUUCUAUGAUAUAUUUGUUCAUUUUUUUGUUAACUUAUUUGGUUUAUUUAUUUUUAGACUGUUUGUUUUAAGAUGUUUUAAGCAUCUCCCUGUUGCCUUGCCACUUUCCCUUUUAUGUGCCUCCUCUCUUUGUGUAGUUGUCAUGCAGUAAGUGUUUGGUAAUUCUUGUUAAUUUAUCUUGAAUGUGACCACUCCCCUUGUUUGACCAUAAAUGUGGCGGACUCUCUCAGCAGGGAGGACAGGGAUGUUGGAGUGGUAUAUAGGGGAGGGAUAACCAGGGGAGGGAGAAAUGGGGACUGAGCUUUUCCUGUCUGAUAUUCAGAUGUAAUUCAGGAACGAGUGUAUUCUAUUUACCAUGUACUACUUCUCUCCAGUAUGUGUUUCUAGAGUAUGUAUGCUCAAACAUAGCACAGAUGCCAUACACACACGCACAGGUUCGGGCGCACAUGUCCCUGCUGCCUGAUAAUAUGCAGCAUGCAAAUGAAAUAUCCAAAUUCUUAACAUUUUAUAUAAUUUCUGUUUUCAUACUUUGGAUCUUUUUUCAUGUUGCCAGUGCUAAACAGGAUUAAACUGAACAUACCACAUAACCAAAAGCUACUAAAAUACAAAAAAAAUCUUUAGAUAUAAUAGUUUGUGAAACACAGUUCAUUAUUUGAUGUAGCUGCUACAGAAAGAGGAGAUUAUCACAGACAUUUCACUCUCAAGUCAAGCUUGUAGAAGUGUGAAUUUAAAGGGUCAGUUCACCCGAAUUACAAAAAACACAUUUCACACUUGUUUCAAUUUCUGCCUGAACUCCAAAACAAUCAAAGUGAAUGCAGUUUUCAUUGAGGUGCUCACAGCUUUGAAAAAUACACCAAUGUGUCUUUUUAGAAUCAGUGUCCCCAUUACUCUAUACAAUCUAAAGACCUCACUGUCAACAGUUUAAAUUCAGACUACUUCCUGUUGAAGAUAUUGGCACUAUGGAAACUGUUUACAAUAAGGAUUAAUGUUCAAUCCUGUGAGCACCAAACUCUCAAUCCCAGUUAACUCUAUUGUAAUGUUGUGGAUGCAGACAUUGCUGAGACUAACCUGGACCUCUUUCUGCAACACUAGAUACCAUCUCUGGAGUUAAGUGAUAGAAGGUUUUUUUUGUAUUUUUGGUGAACCGAACCUUUAAGUCAUUAAUUUUAAUAAUUUCCUGUAUUGUGUAGUCUCCUAAGCAUCAUCCUUUAAAGCCUGAUCUUCCAUCCAGUAAUGUUGCUGUCUGUCAGUGGUUCUACAGGGUUGCAUUUACAUUUUGUUUUAAACCUCAAGUUAGUGCAUUAAUAAUACAAUAAUACAAAAUAUAAAGAUUCAUUUAAACCAAGCAUGGCAUACCAACCGAACACUAACUAAUAAAUAAACACAGCUACAGUCCUGUAAUGAAAAUCAAAUGCCUUUUGUUUAAUGUCUCCUGCUAGUUCAAAGAAAGGUUUGACAUUUUGGGAAAUUAACCUGGAGCCGGUAGCAGGUUAGCUUAGCUUACCGCACAUACUGGAAAAUAUAUGUUCAUUGAGCUUUAGAGGUGGUCGUAGAUGGAAGCCAGGCUUGUUGUUUCCCCGUAUCUAGUCUUAAUGCUAAGCUAGGCAAAACAGGUCCUGACUCCAGCUCUAUGAGUAACACACAAACAUGAGAUUGAUACUGAUUUUCUUAUCUCACUCAUGGAAAAGCAAAACAGUAUAAUCAAUCUUGUUGUUAUGUAUGUGGCAACAGUGCGGAAAACCCUCUCUUUAACUACCUUUCUUCAGCUUCCAGUCUUUAUGCCAAGCUAAGCUAACCAGCUGCUAGCUCUAGCUUUAUAUAUCCUAUACAGACAUCGAGAAAGAGAAUAACUUCCCAAAGUGUUCAACUAUUCCUUUAAGCUGUAGCUGUUAUUAGACUGACAAUUUGACCAGGUUAGCGUAAUGCCGAAAGAAACAUCUCCUGUGUCACAACAAACUAGCACCUAUGUUACGGCCUCAUAAGCCAGACAUGCCUUUGUGUGUCGGGCUUGUAAGGUUUCCCAUGCUAUCUCUUGCAUUAAUUCCUAUUUUUAUGAAGAAGUAUUUUUCCAGGUGUUUGGUAAUAAAAGUACAGGUUGGCAUCCACUUAGAGCCUAUCUUAACAGCAAGCAAUGCGAAUGACAUGGGGUCCAUGUUACAGUACUAUUUACUGUUUCUGAAAUGAUUUCUUUAUUGUAUUCAUUAUUUUGUAUACAGGCGUUUUUUUAUUUAUUUAUAUUUUAUUCUGUAUGUCAAUGUUUACAAAAUGAUCCCUGGAAGAAUCAUUGUUUUUUUGUUUUUUUGUUUUACAUUUUAUUGGUCUGUAUCAAAGUUUACACAGAAAAUUAUAACAUGAAGUGUUUGAAUUAUUUUGCACAAUCAUGUAACGGGCCAGAGGGUGUGGGGGAUAGAAUCUGUUAAAUUCUGUACUUUUUGUCGUCUACCUACAGUGUGUAUGAUAUAGUCCUAAAGGUAGACUUGAGUAUUCAGUGUUACUGUAAAGUAAAUGCUCAUUCGUAGUGUAAAUGCUCACCUUCGAUGUUUUUGAAAGCAUUGGGGUACAAAAAAAAGAAACAAGAGACCGUGAUUAUACGGGAACAUUUCUAUGUGAAAUACUCAUUCAACCUCAGAAUACUGUCAGAGUGGACUUGAAAUAUAAGAGCACAUAGUCUCCCUUUCUGUAAAUACUAGUUGUCAUGGAGCAAGAAAAAAAAACCAUUCUAUCUUCUAUGAGUAUUUGAGCUAAGAAUAUCACUGUCCUUAUAUCAUGUGCUAUACUUUGUGACAGGUGUAUUCUGUGGUUUAAAAAACGAAGUCAAACUGUGGGACAGGCAGGGUGAAGAGACCAACUAUCUUUGACCAACAUUGUCCUCUGUGUGCUCUAAUGCUGUAUUCAGUUCACACAUGUGACCAUGUCUUAUCUAACAGCGCCGUCAGUGUAUUUGUUCUACACUGCUGAAGUGUUCAAGUCCCAAACGCUGUAUUAUGAGUUUUGAAUAAAUCUGUCAUUUGGUA
Messenger RNA from Dicentrarchus labrax (European seabass), 5815 nucleotides. It is a transcript of the gene arhgef7a, whose product is annotated as Rho guanine nucleotide exchange factor (GEF) 7a. Gene Ontology annotation, molecular function: protein binding; guanyl-nucleotide exchange factor activity. NCBI's taxonomy places the organism in Eukaryota, Metazoa, Chordata, Actinopteri, Moronidae. The record is from RefSeq and is a predicted model, not a curated record. The transcript has 19 exons. Bases 357 to 2699 code for a protein of 780 amino acids.